Molecule: messenger RNA, 2748 nt
Organism: Puccinia triticina
Lineage: Eukaryota; Fungi; Basidiomycota; Pucciniomycetes; Pucciniales; Pucciniaceae
Exons: 4
Coding region: 1-2748 (915 amino acids)
Source: RefSeq, a predicted model, not a curated record
AUGCCAUUGCCUAAACCAAAGCCAGGUGAUACUAGUCUGGCAUCAUCUAAACCCCCAGCAGCCGACCACGGAGGCUCAUCGCAUGGAAAGGAUGAUCUCCUAGGCACAGAAGCACCGGACCCCCACGUUGGCAAAAAUGCAUCAUCACUUGGGCCAGGAUUGCCGAAAAAGCCAGAUCCCCUCACGGGCUUAGGUCCAGAGAGUAAUCCUGGUUCUAAUCAUGGAGUCACAUGGGAUGGGCCGGGGGUCGUUCCCUCGACCAGGCCCGGUGACCUCCCCUCACCCUCGCCCUCGACCAGGCCCGGUGACCUCCCCUCACCCUCGCCCUCGACCAGGCCCGGUGACCUCCCCUCACCCUCGACCAGGCCUGGUGACCUGCCCUCGCCCAGGCCCGAUGGCAGUAAUGGAGGGGAUCAAAACGGGACACCAGGAGGCCCUACGGACGAUACAAACCAAGGCGGCGGAGACGCCCUGAAUAAAACAUCCAGCGCAAGUCUUCAAUUACUGCAAAAAAUAUUGAACCACACCCUGUCUACUUUGCCUGGACUCGAGAAACUAUCAGAUCAGGUCGAGAAAAUGAUGGCAGGACAGCUAGAAGAUGCUAUGGAAAAGGCACAAGACACCCCAGAUUCCCCGGGUAGUCGAACAGAUGUACAACAAGGUAUCCAAGGUUCCUUCAAUGCCACAGCAAACAAGACUGUGAGCAUAACAGCUCCAGUCGAAAUGAACGGGACCGAUUCUCAAGGGAAAGCAUGUGAAACUUAUGGAUACGUCACUUUAUCUGCCACCACGUUGACGACGCUCUCUGGGCUCUUCCAGAGCUUGGUUAAGCUGGAAAAGACAGUCAGCAAAGAUGGAAGUAAAAAAUCACUGACCAUCCUCCAACAAGCUCGAGCACAAGUGUCCUUCACGAUGUUUUCGGUAAUCAAGUUGACUGCCCAACCAGCCGUGACAAACUGUCAUGUUCCACCCUCUCAAACAACCUUCAGCACUCAGAUUCAAGCCAACGUGUCCAUGUGUGCAGAAAUGCUCACCAAAGUUGAACGUGACCUAAAAUCAGGCAAAACGGCCGCUUCCAAAUCUACUAAUGUUGGUAUUGACGCAAGCUUAGGCGCCAACGCGACGUUGAGUACGAAGACAGGUGAUAUAGGCAGUUCCCCUGGGGAAUUAGCCGGAGGGGGAUCUGGCGGUGCUGAUAAAGAUGCUGGCGCUUCGGGAGACAAUAUCAGUCUACUUGGGGAUAAGACUAAGAGUCCAGAUGGAUCUCCUCCAUCCUCCAACGACACAACGGAUUCCACUCCAAACCCUACGAAGUUAUCUCCAGAUUCAGCUUCGCCGGAGGCUGCUACUAGCCUUCGUGGUGGUGACUUGGGAGGUUCCUCACCGAAAACUGAUGAAUCUACAAAGGCAGAUGCAUCAUCUGGUGGUGAUGUAUCAUCUGGUGGCGAUGCAUCGUCUGGUGGUGAUGCAUCGUCUGGUGGCGAUGCAUCAUCUGGUGGUGAGGCCAAUGGAUCAAGUUCUUUCAAGAUAGAUCAAUUUGCGGAAGUGAAGGCAAGCUUUGCAGCUGUCGUACAAGUCACAACUGGACUGGUGACCUCUAAACCUUCCCAAGGAAAGCAGGGGGUCCACAUUGGUGCAACAAUAGACGCCCAGGUCAACGUCAAUAUCAAGUCCCGAGUUUCAGUUAGAAGUUCAACUAUUGACAGUUUCUUGGAUAGCGUCAACGGCGGUAGUGGUGGUCAAGAGCACAAUUCUUUACAAAAUCCAGACAUCCAAAAACAAGAUGGAAUGGGAAUUCUCCAAAACUUUGGAGGAAACAUAUUCGGAAGCAUCACCUCGGGCAUUUCGGGCUCCACUGGUGGUGGGUCAUUCGAUGGCAGUGGCGGUGACAAUUCAUCCGUCAUGGACACCCCUGGCUCUACUGGGGGAAGCUCCGGAGGUUCUAAUUCAACCGGUUCAAGCUCCUAUCCUGGGAGCUCAGGUAAAACAGAUGGCAGUGGUUCUGGCGGCGGAAUUUCCGAAGGUACUGAGUCAACCGAUCCAAGUUCAUAUCCCGGGGGCUCAGGUACAACAGGUGGGUCUGGUUCUAGCGGGGGAGGCUCCGGAGGUCCCGAUUCAAGUGGUUCAAGUUCAUAUCCCGGAAGCUCAGGCUCAACAGGUGGCAGUGGUUCUGGCGGGGGAAGCUCCGGAGGUCCUGAUUCAACCGGUGGAAGUUCCUAUCCCGGAAGCUCAGGCUCAACAGGUGGCAGUGGUUCUGGCGGGGGAAGCUCCGGAGGUCCUGAUUCAACCGGUGGAAGUUCCUAUCCCGGAAGCUCAGGCUCAACAGGUGGCAGUGGUUCUGGCGGGGGAAGCUCCGGAGGUCCUGAUUCAACCGGCGGAAGUUCCUAUCCCGGAAGCUCAGGCUCAACAGGUGGUACUGGUUCUGGUCCCGAUUCAAGUGGUUCAAGUUCCUAUCCCGGAAGCUCAAACGGGAAAAACGGCACGAUGGUCGAUGCUGAUGGUAGCGGACCUGGUGGCUCUGGAGGGGGUGGUGGGGGUUCAGAUUUUGGGGGGAGUGGGAGUGGAUCAUCGGGCGAUACUGGAGGCACUGGCUCCGGCUCCGGUUCCGGCGGAAUGUCGGGAAGUAGCAGUAGUGGCCAAUGUACUUGCAAGGCCGACUCGUCCACUCAUCUCCGUAUUAGGAGCCUCGAGGCUCAGCUAGCACAAGUUCAUAGAGUCAUGCACAAAAGAGGUUUAACCGAACUUUGA